AUCCUUCGUCUCAUAUUACCAAACUACAACUCCUGAUUUAAAAAAACAACUCUGAAAACUUUUAAAGGACCAUUCAUUCAUACAACGAGAUUUGCCAUAUGUUUCUUAAUUGGUUAAAUGCUGCUUGCAAAGUGCUUUAAUUGGACUUUUGGCUUAAGAGGAUAACUUGGCUCAUUCAUGGUAUGUGAACAGGCUCAGCACGCUGUGUCUGUGACUUACCUUGUUUAACAUUUCAGUGACAUGAGACUAGUUAAGAGUGUGCUGACAUUUCUGAGAGAAAUGGGUAUCACGUCCCAGCUGUCAUGAAACUGCUCUAAAGAGGUGACUUCUGCAUCAUGACCACAAGUCACUAAGAUUGUGGUUAUUGUUAUUUGUUUUUUUUGUUACCAGGUUUUUGCACUGGUAACAACUUGUGUCCCCUGUCAACUUUUGGCGUGUAGCAAUGACUGCGCAUGUGACCAUGUCAGAUUGGAGCAGAUUUUUUAUUAGAUUAGACAGAAUCUGUUGCGCUGUGAGAACAAGCGAGCUAACAUCCAGUGUCCUAAUAUGUCCUGGCAGCUCAGACCUGUUUACAGCUUUAGCCUUCACACGUCAGACAACAGAUGACGACACUGCUCUCAGCCUCUUUGACAAUCAGUUCCUGUGAUCAGUAGAGUGGGCAUAAACCAAAUAAUCUAGUAGCCUAAAUAAUAUUUGGAAAACAUAGUGAAAACUGUAUAUGUAUAUUAGAGACAUUUGAACAAAAGACAGUCCAGUCAAGUGUCAGCUUUACACACAUGUGGACAAAAUUGUUGGUACCCUUUCAUCACAGAAAGAAAACCCAGAGCAGUCACUGAAAUAAGUGGAAAUUGUGGCCCAACAGAAUUAUUUUCAAAGACAAACUAAUGAAAGUGCCCUGGACAGAAAUGAUGCUACCCCUAAAUUUAUUUGUAGUUGUGCAGCCUUUUGAGGCAAUCACUGCCAUCAAACAAUUUCUGUAAAUCUCAGUAAGACUUGUGAACCUGUCAGGAGGUAUGUUGGCCCACUCUUCGAGAGUACACUAUGCUACUAGUGUCUCAUCUUCAAAGACUGGUCGCCAGUUGCCAGUUAGGCAGAUUGGACAAUCAACCAUUAACACUGACAUUCAGACCAAUGAGCAAUUUCAAGUCUUCAAUAAAUCUGUGAGGAAGCCGGAGUACCAGGAGAAAACCCAUGCAACAACGAGGAGAACAAACUCCACACGAGAUAGUCGAACCUGGAUCUACUCACUAUGAGUCAGAUGUGCUUACCACAUGUUCCACCAUGAUUAUAGAAAGCCAGAAAAGGUUUUAUGUGAAUAAUUAAUAUAAAUACACUUUUUUUUUUUUUCUUUUUAAACCGAUUGUACGCAGAGUGACGGGGUGAGCUGGAGCCGCGAGGCGGGCUACAUCCUGGACUGAAAAACAUUGCAGAUAUAAAGUUUUUAAUGUUCUAAAUCUCCCCAAAGGUUAUUUUAAUCAAUUAGUAAACAUCACAAUAUUACCAUGUGAAAGCAUUUUUCUGUACUAUUUACAAUUAUUGUAAUUAUCAUAUUACUGUAACAGACUUACACAAUACAAUGAAAUAUACAGUGACCGAUUUACUAUUGUGGAACAUUUGUCUUUCACUGUUUCCUGCUAAGUGCGCUGCUACAUGUUGUUUGUUUGUAUAAUACAUUUGUCAAACAUGAAGAGAGUAAGUUAUGACCUUAUGAGACUUCAAUAUUGUUGAAAUUGGUUGGGGUAAUGGUGGGAUGAUUUGCUUGCUCUUGGUUGGGCAAAACUGGGGCAAAUUAUUUAUUUGAUGAUCAGCCGCAUAAAGCCUAGCAUUCUGACACUCAGAAGCUCUAUUUUGAUACCAUUUUGAGCCCCAAACAGUGUUGCACCCUUUUCAUUGUGGGUGCAGGAUGACUUUGCCCUUGUGUGCUAAUGUCAUCCCUUACUCAUCAGAGGAUGGAGACAUUUGGGAUGUGGAUAAACUGAUCCUUUAUCUAUAUCACCAGGCUGCUUUUCUGUGACCUUGCUGCCUGCCGUUUCAUAGCAUUGCCUUACUGUGCAGAUCAGCAAUUAUCCCAGCAAUUCAAACAAACGACACACACAUUGUCUGUUGUGACACACAUUCUGAGCAUUUUUUAACAGUCCAUCCCCCCACACUCACUCACACACGCACUAAGACACACACACACACAACACACACACACACACAGACGCACGCGCGCACAAUCUAUGUGAGGCCUGCCCCCCACACACACUCAUACCAAUUGGAGAAAGUACUUUGUGCACUCACACACUGACUGGGCAGGAGAGAGAGAGAGUCUGGUGGGUGGAGGUGGAUGGAGACAGAAAGAGACAGUGGGACUGCGGAGCGAAGCCAGACCAGACACAGAGGAAGAGAUGCUGCUCGUAAAGAAGGGAUACCCAACACUGACUGCAGAGGGGAGACAGAGAGAAAGACUUAAGUAGGAUAAGAAUGGGAGGGCAGAAAUAGGAAGGGGAAGCGGGCCUGUCCAGCGUAGAGGAGGAAGAGAGUAAAUUGUUGUUCCAGAGGCAAGAGGGAAUGUGAUGGGAUGGCAUUGAUCCCUGGGAACUGUCGCUUCUUGGGCCAGAUGGCGUCUUGUUGCUGCAGACCGCUGCUCAACUCCUCCUGCUGUGGACCCCUCAUCAAAAUCUGCCUCUCCUCCCUCACAGACAUAUCUCCUGCUGAGCUGGAUGCUUUGUGGAGGGAACCGCCAUAUGCUCUCGGGGGGACCCACGAACACUUUUCAGGAAAUUACAUAAUGACUGAAGGAGAUGAUGAGGAUAGCCCACUGGUGGAGUCAGUUGAAGAAAAGCUGGAACCAGAAAACUACUGGAAGAAGAAAGAGCCCUUUUUUAGAGGAAGUCGGGUGACACAGGGCGAGAAAUGCUCCUCGGAAAUUAUGCUCUUUUUCACUGGACGCCGACGCUCCAGUGAGGACCCUGAUCGGGCUGUCCAGGAGGCCUUGCGCACCCGGCUCCGAGUAGUGGAGAGCAACAGCAAAGACGUCACCCAGUUGUUUAAGGACCUGUCUGCACGUCUGGUUUCUGUCCAUGCAGAGAAGGACAGCUUUGUCCUCACAUUUAAAACAGUAGAGGAAAUCUGGAAGUUUUCGACUUAUCUAGCAUUAGGUUACGUGGCACGCUGCUUGGAGAACUUCCUGUGUGAUCAAUCCUUCUGGCUGGAGCCAAAACUGCUCAGCGACUUGGAGAUUAAUGUAACAGUUAACGAGGAUCACCUGGCCACCCUCUACCUCGAGCUUUUACUCCAGGAAGGAUCUUUCUUUGCUAAGGCGCUGUACACAAGAAGUGACGAGGAUGAUGAAGAUCAGCUGUCUUUCCAAAAGAAUGAUCUUCUCAUUGUGAAGGACACAGGACAGGAGGAAAUGUGGGAGGGUACACUGCUCUCCACUGGACACCAUGGCCUAGUUCCUGUCAAUGCCACUCAGCCACUUCCCUACCCCUUUUACCAGUGGUUCCUGAGGAAUUACCCAGGUUAUGCAGGGUGCUCGCUGACAGAGAAGGAACCAUUUGAUCAUCCACUUGUGACAGGUUCGUGUGUGGCGGUGGUCGACUACAGUCCAACCGUUCAAGAUGAACUCCAGCUAAGUCAAGGGGAUGUUGUAGAGAUUCAGGGUCUACUUAUUCGAAGCGUUGGCCUCUUCAUAGGAAAAAACGUCUCCACUUGUCGUACUGGCUUCGUCAACAAGGCCCAUGUCAAGCCUCUGGACACCAUGUCCCUAGACAGACAUUUGGUCUUUCUGACCGAGGAGGAGCGAGACACGCUGGCUCAAAUGAGCCUGUUCAGCUCUGAGCCGUGUGAUAGCAACUUACUGGAAAGGCUCUUCUCAUCUGACAUCAGCUCUGUGUACAGGCUAGACAGGCUGGAUGAGUCUGACUUCAUGUACAUCAGGAAUCGGCCCAAGCGUGAUCACAAGGUCCCUGCAAGCACACGUCAGAGUGUCAUGUCAGAAAAAAGCGGUGGAACGCCCCCGUACCACUCCUCCCCCCGCCCAUCGCUAUCACACUCGUCCCCCCGUGUGUCGCUCUAUCAGUCCCACAAUCCUCUGGCACAGGAGGGAGAGCGCCUGUCCUUCACUCUAGAUGACACAUUCAGGGACCUCAAUGAAUUCCAGGAGGACCUGCCUCUCUUCUUGGAGGAAACCAGUUGGGAGGGGGAUGAGUCAGAAGUUAGCGACCCGACAUUGACCCUGCUAAACCAUGACCACUUCCAGAAAGACUUCCUGCCCCUGUACGACCUCCAGUGUUCCUUUCUGUGGGUGACCUUCAAUGGGAAGGGCGAGAGUGAACUCUCAGGACAGCUUGAGAGUGUAAGGGAGUGUGCAAAGAGGAUGGGCAUGCACUGGGCACAUAGGCGAGCAUGCUUCCUCCUGGGAAGACUCUGUGCCAGGAAGCUGAAGCUAUCCCAGGCUCGCGUGUAUUAUGAGGAAGCUCUGAAUGUUCGUGUGGACAAUUUCAGUGACACGCCGCUUUUGAUCGCACUCCUAACCAACCUCACAGCUGUUUACCUGAAGCAGCGUAUGACAGAUAAGCUGCCCCUCACCCUGGAAAAGGCCAGCGCCAUGCUGCUCUGUCUUCCCAACCAUACCUAUACAUCCUCAGAUGAAAUUGAGCUGCUGAAGCUGCUUCUGAGGAGAUCCAUGGUAAUGGGGGAUAAAUAUCUGGAGGCCCGUGUGUGCUACCUUAUCGCCAGCCUCUUCCUGCUUCUAAGGAAACCUGAUGACGCUCUUCCCUUUGUUGAGCGCCUACAGUUCCUCUCCUCAACUCUCUUAGCCAACGACGGGCUUCCUAUAGUACCUCCGGACCUCAACUGGCUCUUGAGCUUGCUCUAUCAUCGUAAAUACAUGCCUCACUUGGUGUUGGCUUCUCUGAGCCUCGACUCAAGACAAGACCACUCACUCCAUGACGCUUUCCAGAGGAUUGAGAGAUUUAUUAGGAAUUCAGCUCGCCUGAACCCAUUCUGGAAGGAAGGAACCUCCCUGCUCCCUGCCCAGAUUGUGGUUUACCUCUUGCAGACGCUGGCUAUAGCUGAGAAAGAGAGGGACUUAAAGAUGCAGAGGGACCUAUGUCUGGGCUUGGCCUCAGUUUACCAGCAGUAUGGUGCCCUUGAUAAGGCUGUGCAAUGUGCUCAACAAGCAGUGGAGACGGGAGGCUACAUCAAUGAAGAGGAAGGCUUUGAGGCCUCUGUGCUGCUUGGCUGGCUGCUGGUUUUAACAGGCCAGGCUGAGAUGGCUCAGGGUGUCCUACAGCCACUUCUUAUGUCACUUGAGGGAACAGAUAGCUCCACUCAAAGAGGCGUCAUCCACAAUCUCUUGGCUUUAUGUCUGAGACAGCAGGGCUGCAUACCAGAAGCAGGGCUGCAACUUUACUCGGCCUUGGUGAUAGGCCGCGAAAGUGGAAACCAGAGGAAUCAGGCCCUGGCACUGGCCAACUUAGGCUGCCUGGCACUGGAUACAGGGGCGUCUACAUUGGCAGAGCAUUUCUUGGUCAGAUCCCUGCACCUUUUUCUUGACAUCUGGGAGAGCCCCACAGAUGAGGAGCAUGUGCAGACCUUCCUUUGGUUGGGGAGGAGCUACAAGAAUAGGGGGAAGAGUCACCACAUCAGGUCCUGUUAUGAAAUGGGACUUCUGAUUGCACUGCAUGCUAGAAACCUGCCCAGUCAGUUAGUGGUGGCCAAGGUGCUGAGUCGACUGUAUUCCGACAUGCUGCUUUACGGUCAAAGCAUCGUCUAUUAUGAACACUGUGUGUCAGUAGCCAGAGAGCUGAAGGACAAGCGACUUGAAGGAGAAUACCUUGAAAUCCUAAGCAGUCUUUACCUCUCACUAAAUACUGAAAGAUCAUCUCUUAAGUCUCUAGAUUACACCAAGCAAAGCCUGAGGAUUUCCAUUGAUUUGGGCAAAAGAGAAGAAGAGUCAGAGACCUGGUUGCAGGUGGGAAGGAUCUAUUAUCUCAUCCAGGAGGAUGAGUUGGCCGACAUGUACCUGCAGGCAGCAGUGAAGACAGCGCUUAGAAUGAACGACCCUCAUUUUUCGAUGAGCAUCUAUGAAGAAGCGGGGGACGUCUACUUUAAAGGGCACAGGAACAGAAUGGCAUCAGUACCUUUCUACAGAGAUGGCGGUUUACCAUUUUCCCGAAGUAUCAGAGAUAUCCAUUCAGAGUUCCGUUUGUUGAGUAAACUAACAGAACUGUUAAUGGACCAGGGGGAGCAGGAAGAGGCUCUGCAAUAUGCUUCACUAGCGGUUGAAAUGGCAAACAAAACCGGUGUGUGUAUGAAUGAGAGGACAGCCUACCACCGACUGGCGACAGUUUACUACAGCCUUCAGGACUAUGAGAUGGCCGAGAACUACUAUCUCAAGUCCCUGUCUCUCUGUCCGCCUGUCAUGCAGCACCCAAUGGAGGCUCGCUACUACACUCAGGUCUACUGCAGGCUGGGAAAUCUCACUCUGCACAAACACAAGGAUUCGUUUGAUGCAUUGGGUUAUUUCCACCUUGCUCUGGCAGCUGCCCUGGAGGAUCGAGCUAACCCCGAGGCUCUGUACGUCGUGUAUAUGAAGCUGGCGGAGAUCCACAGCAACCACGUGCCUGACGCUCAGCUAUGCCAGCUGUAUAGAGACCGCGCCCAUAGCCUGAAGAGAGUUCUGUCAGGAGCAGGGGACUCUGCUGUGAACGAGGAUAUUGGAAAAGAUACAAGUGAAGACUGUGAUAGUGACCCAUUCCCAAAAACAUGUAGGAUGCAAAUAGAUACCCACAGUGACACUGAAAUUGUUAAUGAAGUUGACAACAGGAGAGAGGAUGUCUACAUUCCUCCUCCUGACACGAACAAUGAGUUUGUUGACAUCUCUGCAUUUAUCAUCAGUCAGUCUUACAGUGAGAGUAUUUUGACUGACUCCUUUGACACAGCCAGGGAGCAUAUGUCAGACUCCUGCAGCUCCACGGACACUGUGCAAACUUCCCCGAAAGAGAUAAAUGCGAAUGUUUUGACCUCAAGUAACAUCAGUCCCCAUUCCGAGAAGGAAACGGUCAUGGAUCCACAUCUUGAGCAGAAAGAUCCCGCUCAGAUAGACAGCAGUGCAGAUAACUUUCCAUCCUGAGUGGAUUCACAUGGACUUCCAGACAAAAAAAACCCGUGGCACUUUAUGUUCUUCAUUUCCUUUUUCUGGUCACGUGUCUGAGCCAAAUGCAAUGUUUGAAAAAAAUGGCACUUGUUGUAUAGCAUGAGAUGAGGGUUCUAAUUCACUUUAAAUUGUGUGCCUUUUUAUGAUGUAGUUACCAUAUUAGAAUACUGUCGUAAUUUUCUACAUCUUUUAUACCUCUGUAACAUGUCUAAGUUUAUGUCAAUAAGACUAAGUCUAUGACAAUAUCAAUAAAUUAUUUUUGUCUAAUAUUGA
This is a messenger RNA of Phycodurus eques (leafy seadragon), 7420 nucleotides long. RefSeq names its product SH3 domain and tetratricopeptide repeats 2 (gene sh3tc2). The record is from RefSeq and is a predicted model, not a curated record. NCBI's taxonomy places the organism in Eukaryota, Metazoa, Chordata, Actinopteri, Syngnathiformes, Syngnathidae. Gene Ontology annotation, molecular function: protein binding. Gene Ontology annotation, biological process: regulation of intracellular protein transport; regulation of ERBB signaling pathway. Gene Ontology annotation, cellular component: recycling endosome.